Hibiscus syriacus is the source of this 411-nucleotide messenger RNA. RefSeq names its product 17.6 kDa class I heat shock protein-like. The record is from RefSeq and is a predicted model, not a curated record. The transcript has 2 exons. NCBI's taxonomy places the organism in Eukaryota, Viridiplantae, Streptophyta, Magnoliopsida, Malvales, Malvaceae. Gene Ontology annotation, biological process: response to salt stress; response to hydrogen peroxide; response to heat. The coding region runs from base 1 to 411 and encodes 136 amino acids.
AUGGGGACGGGCCGAACGAUGUCUUCGAUCCUUUCGGGAUAUUCUCGGAAACAACCGGCGACACUCGGCUGGAAAGAAACUCCGCACUCCCACAUCUUCGAGAUCGAUCUUCCCGGCGUCAAAAAGGAGGACGUGAAGCUACAAAUUCAUGAAGGGAGAGCUGUUGACGUCAGUGCCGAAAUAAAAGAUGAAGAAGAAGAGGAGGAGAAAGGCGGGAAGACGCGGUGGCAUUGCCGAGAGCGGAGAUUGGGAAGAAAAUUUUUGAGGCAAUUCAGUCUGCCACGAAACGCCAAGGGCGAUGAGAUUAAGGCUUGGAUGCGUGACGGUGUGCUGGUUCUGGUAGUACCUAAAAUGUAUGAGCCAUACGUGAAGGGUAAGAAGGAGAUUGAGAUAUGGGGUUCAGGUCCAUGA